Molecule: messenger RNA, 5259 nt
Organism: Diplodia corticola
Lineage: Eukaryota; Fungi; Ascomycota; Dothideomycetes; Botryosphaeriales; Botryosphaeriaceae
Product: family helicase
Exons: 2
Coding region: 1-5259 (1752 amino acids)
Biological process (GO): DNA replication; double-strand break repair via homologous recombination
Cellular component (GO): nucleus; cytoplasm; RecQ family helicase-topoisomerase III complex
Molecular function (GO): four-way junction helicase activity; nucleic acid binding; 3'-5' DNA helicase activity
Source: RefSeq, a predicted model, not a curated record
AUGACCAAGAACAACCUGAAACCCCACCUUUCUUGGUUGCUGAACGCGAAGCCAUUCGUGCCGCCCGCAGGCCCGCCCAUCGUUCACCCUAUUUCCGAUUCUCUACCCAGCUCUGCCGCUGCACCGACUUUGGAUUCCCAUAGCGAAGUGUCCACCCCUCUCGCAGGACAUGCGCCUCUCCGCGAACCGCCCCGCUCACAAUCUGUUGUUCCCGAGUUCUGUUCCUAUGUCCCCGAGCCUCGUCGAGACAACAUAACGAGCGCCAUUACUCUCGACCCUGGCAAUACGAAACCGCACUCGCACGCUCUUCCCACAGAUAUGGCCAAGCUUCGGGCCGCCCCGGGCUCAACCUCAAAGCCGCGCCUCAUAUCGCAAGCACAUCCGGACCUGACGCCUUUGGCGGGUGCCAUCGAUCGCUUCAAGAGCAAGCUUGCGAGCGCGUCCUCGGGCACAUCAAGACAAUGCGCUGGCAAAGAACCUUCCGCACAUGCGUCCCAAUCAAAAGGCAAAGGUCAUGCAGUGCAAGAAAACAUGCAGUUCGAGGAUUGGGACAUGGACGACGUCGAUGCCAUUGAUUUGACCGGAGAUUCCGAGACCCGGACUGCUUCCAGCCCCAGCAUACACGUGCCCUCCUCGACAUCGCGGAAGAGGAAGAGCGACCAGUUCGAGCCUCCCUCAGAAGAUAGUCCAGCUCCGCGGAGGCCAAGAGUUCAGGCUAGACGUGCUGGAGUGCCAGCUGCGGAUGGGUUUGCGCCCAUCGAGGAUUUCGAGGAUCCCCCACCUCCAUAUUCCACGGUAGCGCACAGACCAUAUGCAUCUUCAUCCACCGUUAGGCCGGGCUUGAGCGAGGAAUUUGAAGAUCCGAACGAAACCUCCGCACUUGAUGCCGAUGACGAGGGCCAGCAACGCGUUUCAGAGAGCCCCUUCAAACCCGUCCCCAAGAAAAGAAAACCCCUCAGCCGUGUCCCCUCUGAAAACACUGAGCUUCCCUUGGGAGCCGUUACUCUCCGCAAAGCAUCUCGUUCUCCAAAUAAAGUCAAUUGGAGCAUCCGAGACCAGCUGUCCGAAGAGCCGAAACCGAGUCCGACCAAGCGAUCUCAUCAAAAAAAGCGGCGUAUUGUAGCCGACUCAGAAGACGAGGACGACUUUGACGUUGACGACCGACCUGUGCAACUGAACCUUCGCAUUUCACCGUCCAAGAUCAGCCACCCAGAACUGCAGAGCCCUGCUAAACCGUCUGGCUUGAAGCCGACAACGAUAGACAAAUCCAAAGAUUUUCGGUGGCAUGAGUGCAAGGAUAACCAGUCGUUACUCGCCCGUCCACGGCAGCAACCACAAAAGUCUGUGGGAAAGGAUGCCUCUCCAAUCUUGUCCAAGAUGUAUAGCGCAAGUGCUGUAAUUGAAGAUGCCCUGGCAACGCCGAGCUCGGGUCAGGCCUCUCCAGCUCUCCACUCGAAAAAGGAGCGCUUGAUAGUCUCAAGCUUCGGGGCCUGGCCUGAGGAGUACCUGCAAAAUGUAUGCAGAGGACUGGAGACCGAGGUACUACGUCUCAAGAGGGCGCAGACUGAGUAUUUGGAAACGUACGAGAUUCCAUCCAGGGAUCUAAUCGAGCAAUCAAAGAGUGCUCUCAAACGCAAAGGGGUCAUCGAAAGUCUCAUCGAGAAUCGGCACCAGCUCGAAAGGGCCAACACGAGAAAAAAAGAGCUCUCAGAUAGGAUACUAAGUCUCAUGGACACCGAAUACAGCACAGACCUGACGGAGUUUGACGAGACCACGGCUGCAAUCAAACUUACUGGCGAGCAAAUCAAGAACAUCGAAGUUGAGAUGAUCCGACUGAUGAAAGCCGCCGGUUUUGUUGAUGGAGAAGGCGAAUCAGCUCGGUUGCACGACCGCCCACAGUUUGCGUCCGCUAACGUAGUGGUUCGCUCCACGCAAGCCGAUCCUGGAAAGCAUCAAUUGCAAGAAGCUACUAGUGCAAUGCCGACGCAGAGAGUUCAACAGACCCAGAUUCCAUGCAAAAGUCCGGCGACAAAGUCGACACGGGAAACACGACAUCUUGUCCCACGCGAUGCCAUCCCUCGAAGAGACUCUGAGGAGUUAGACGAUGCAUAUUCCGAAUAUGGGCUGAGCGAUGCAUCAUUUGCCAACAUAGCCACUGGAACCCCCGAGGAAAGAGUAGAAAUGGACUUCGUUUCGGGGCCGUCAUCUGCCAAUCCCCAGCAUGGCUCUUCUGGGCCAGCCCUUUUGGUAGACGAGCACGACUUCCAAGAUGAUGAUAAUCUUUUCAGCACAAAUAUGGGGACGCCGCCAGCGCAGGUGGUUGAAGAAAGGGUAGUAGAAGAGGAAGAAGAAGAAGAAGAAGAAGAUUACGGAGACCUUGACGACCUCAACGACGAAGACAUGUUGGAUAUAACCGAGGAAAUUGGAAACAACAAAACAGCGUACGCCGUUGGCAGAAGUCAUUCUUCGCGCGAGGCGUUCCAGGAGGCUUCUGGAAACCCGAUCCGCCAGCAGCUGCCACGGGACAAAGCAGCGAAGAAACAUAAUGCGAAAGUCUCUGGUGUAAUGGCUCCCCCAGCGAAUCAGCCACAAUUUUCUUGGACAAGCGAUGUCAAGAGGACGCUGAAGGACAGGUUCCGUUUGCGGGGAUUCCGCCCUCAUCAGCUUGAAGCCAUAAACGCAACUCUGGGCGGUAAAGACUGCUUCGUCCUCAUGCCCACGGGUGGUGGAAAGAGCCUGUGUUACCAGUUGCCUGCUGUUAUACAGACCGGCAAGACCCGGGGCGUGACGGUGGUCAUCUCUCCUCUGCUCAGUUUGAUGGAGGAUCAGGUCAACCAUUUGCGGAAACUUAACAUUCAGGCCUUCCAUAUCAACGGCGAACUCAACCAGGAGGAACGUCAGUUCAUUAUGAAUGCACUUCGGGAGUCUCAAGCGGAAAAGUUCAUCCAGGUCUUGUACGUCACACCGGAGAUGCUCAGUAAGAGUCAAGCCAUGAUCAACGUAUUGAAGGAUCUCCAUCGCCGUCAACGCCUUGCACGAAUUGUGAUUGACGAAGCGCAUUGCGUCAGUCAAUGGGGUCAUGACUUCCGACCUGAUUACAAGACUCUAGGGGAAAUUCGCCGACAGUUCCUUGGGGUGCCAGUCAUGGCGUUGACGGCAACGGCGACAGAAAAUGUCAAAGUCGAUACCAUUCACAAUCUUGGAAUCGAAGGAUGCGAGGUAUUCGCCCAAAGUUUCAACAGGCCUAACCUGUACUACGAUGUCCGCACCAAAGGGAAACGCGAGGACAUCCUUCAAAACAUUGCCGACAUUAUCAAAACCCAGUACCGCGGAAAGUCCGGCAUUGUGUACUGUUUAGCAAGAAAGAAAUGCGAACUGAUUGCCGAGCAACUGCGAGUCAAGCACGGCAUUUCCGCGCAGCACUACCAUGCUGGGAUGGAGCCAGCGCAGAAGUCGGAGACACAGAAGGCAUGGCAGGCUGGCACGUACAAAGUGAUUGUCGCCACGAUCGCCUUCGGAAUGGGUAUUGAUAAGCCAGACGUUCGGUUCGUGAUCCACCAUAGCAUACCCAAGAGCCUUGAGGGCUACUACCAAGAGACAGGCCGUGCUGGCCGCGACGGGAAAAGGUCCGGAUGCCAUCUGUUCUAUGGAUAUCAAGACACGGCCAUUCUCAAGAAGAUGAUCGAUGAAGGCGAAGGGAGCCGUCAGCAGAAGGAAAGGCAGUAUGCCAUGCUCCGAAACGUUGUCCAAUUCUGCGAGAACAAGGCGGAUUGCAGACGAGUCCAGGUCCUCGCGUAUUUCAACGAGGCGUUCAAAGCCGAGGAAUGCGAUGCCGAGUGCGAUAACUGCAACUCGACCAUCACUUUUGAAUACCGCGAUUUCACUGACCUCGCCGCAGCAGCCAUAAACCUGGUCGGAAGGAUUCAGACAGAGAAGGUGACGCUCUUGCAUUGCGUCGAUGUCUUUCGCGGCUCGUCAUCCAAGAAGAUCAAGGAACUAGGCCAUGACUCCUUGACAGAAUACGGUUCGGGUUCGGAACUAGAUCGCGGAGAUGCUGAACGUCUCUUCCAGCGUCUUGUCAGCGAGGAUGCACUUGAAGAAGACAACCGUAUGAACCGGGCCGGGUUUGCGUCACAGUACAUCAAGCUUGGCAGGAACUGUCGUAUUUUUCAGGCUCGCAAGAAGCCGGUCCAGAUUCACGUCCGAGUCUCACCGCGGCAAGUGAAGGGCCAAAAGACCAAGAACGCGGCCACCAAGCGCAAAGGCACCGGGGUCGCGGCUGCGCGAGACGAUUACCCCUUCUCGACAAACGUCUCGUCUCCUCUCCAAAUUGCAUCACGCGUGAGCCGCAAAACGCGUGUGGUCGACAUGGAUGACGACCGUGACGGCUUUAACGAAGGUAUCGAUGCCGAGGCUGAAGACGAGUCGGAAGCUUUCGAGGCGCCGCCACAACCAAGAACCAGGAUGAUCGCGAAGAGUAGCAAGAACCCUCGUCAAAAGUUUGGUGCGCCCAUCACGACGGAUGAGAAGAUGGCGGCGCUCGAUGAGUUGCACCAGGACGUUGUCGAAGAAUUCGUGCGGGAGGGUCGAAGCGAGUGCCAGAAGAUUCUGAUAGCACGGAACCUCCGUUCGCAUCCGUUUACGGAUACGGUGCUCCGAGAAAUGGCCAUCAGCUUCCCGGCCACGCAAAGAGAGCUCAUGAGUCUACCCGGGGUCGAUGCCCAGAUGGUGACGCUCUACGGUGAGCGGUUCCUCAAACUGGUCAAGCGGUACAAGAACAAUUUCGAGUCGAUGACUGGACAACACUUGCAGCAAGCGGACAAGGUCAAGGACCCCAAUCACGAGAUCAUUGAGAUCAGUGAUGAAGACGAAGAGGACGACGACGCACAAUUUGAGGAUGAGGUGGACCUGGAUGCCGAGGAAUCGUCAGAGGAAUGCCGGAGCUCGUACUUCAGGAAGCCAGAAGUCGAUCCCGAACUCGAGGCUUUCAACGUGCGGUACAGCCAGGCUCAAACGUCAACAAGAUCCGCAGCGACACCAGCAGCCGGCCGGGCGGGGCGGUCUGCAGCAGGGGCGCGGCGGUACUCGUCUGGCCAAAAGGCAUACCCUCGACGAAAAGGGUCGCGAAAGAGCUCGACGGGCUACGCGAAGAAGGUGACGGGCAGAAAGCGAGACAGUGGCGGCGGUGCAGGCGGGUCUUCGAAACCGUCGAGGAAGGGGGGUGGGGGAGGGUUUGGGAUUGCAGCAAUGCCCACGUGA